AUGCCACCCAAGAAAUCGCGGUCAAUAUCUCCGGCGACCGAGCGCCGUGAGCGCCUGACAUUGGCUAAACUGGCCAGCUAUGACGAUGUCGCAACAGAUGCGCUAGUUGAUCAUGCUUAUUUCUGGACCACUACGCGCAAGAAUCGUACCAAGUACAGCCCGGCCCGCGGCAUCCACGAUGACGACGUAGGCCGUAUCCUCUUACACGAUGUGGUUGUUGCCAAGGACAUACAAACAGGCGAACGCAAGCUGUUGGAAUUGCCGGGACUAAAAAAAUACUUGACCAACUUGCCUAGUGCCCGUGAGAAGGAGUGGUUUCGCCGUCAUCUCCGCAAAUAUGUGCAGAUGUACCACCCGGACUGUCCCUUUGAGGUCACUACCACAAACCGGUAUAUCAUCACGCAACACGAAGCCGCAAUAUGCGCUCGCAAGCUCAUUAAAUCGGGCCAGGAGAUCAAAUAUCUGAGCGGGACUCUUGUAUCUAUGACCAAGGAAGAAGAGUUGGAUCUGGGCUUGACUCGAAAGGAUUUCAGCGUGGUGAUGUCUAGCCGCCGGAAGACCCCUUCGUUCUUUCUCGGACCCGCUCGCUUCGCCAACCACGACUGUGAUGCUAAUGGUCGCUUGGUGACUCGGGGCACCGAGGGCAUGUCUGUUAUGGCCACGCGUAACAUUUACGAAGGUGAAGAAAUUACGGUCUCAUAUGGAGAGGAUUAUUUUGGUAUUGACAAUUGUGAAUGUCUGUGUUUGACUUGCGAACGUAGCGCCCGUAACGGCUGGGCGCCACAAUCACAUUCGGACUCGGAUACGAACAGCAAGGAGUCUACCCCGGUCUCAAUGGACGAGGAGACGUCGGCAGAAAUUCCCAGCAAAAAACGCCGACGAGAUUCUGACUUGGAUGUGGAAUCGCCCCCCACAUUAUGCUCUACCCCCCGCAAGAAGGCCAAAUUCCAGCGCCAAACUUCCAAAUUGCGCGAAGAGAUCUCUCUCACUGAGCUUACUGCAACCCCGGAUACCGAUCUUCCUCCCACACCUGACUCUGGUUUCGAUUCAACGGUCGUUGUGACCCACAUAGGGGGCGACCGACAUUCUAAGCUGAGACAAGAGUUGAUUGUCGAUAAUAUUCCCGAGGCCAUACCCACUGUCCUAGGAUUUGAUCAUUCUAGUUUCCCAGCGAUCACCGGUCAGACCGCCCCGAUCGAGUCCAUCGAGACCACUAUUACAACCACUAUCUCUCCCAUCGAUUGUGGAUCUCCCGAAUCUGCUACAGUGGAAUCCAACCGGUCGUCCACAUCAAGCGUUCCUACUUCAGUGAUCGAGCCGGGUCUCAAGACUUUGGUCGAAGAUAUCGAAGCUCGUCAGGAUGGUACCAAGAUCUCUGCAGGACACCCAGAUGCUGUUCGCACAUUGGCGAACGGUGACCAAGAUUUGCUGUCGGAGCGAUCGAAAUCAGCUGACCUCGAUGACGAGGCACUUGAAAAUAUUAGCGAUAAACCCAAGGCCCGCCGAACCCGUCGCCAAUGGAAGAUUAUCGCCUCUGUCGAGGACAAGAUGCCCAUCGUGCGAGCCCCCGGCGACUACACCAAAACUUCACGACUCCUCGCCCAGAAAUAUGACCGCUGGGUAGACUGCCAAACAUGUGACGUAUGGUUUGUCCAGUCUAAUUCAUACCAGACCCGCCGGGAGUGCCCUCGGUGUGAGCGGCAUUCUAAACUGUAUGGAUUCCAGUGGCCCAAGACAGACAAGGGCAGUGAUGGUGAAGAUCGAGUCAUGGAUCACCGCACGAUCCAUCGAUUCCUCUCCCCAGAUUCCGAGGCUCGCGUGUCACGCCGUGAUCGGGGCGUCAGCUUUGGCAUCACCCCUACGCCCGAACUCUCCGAUACUCGCACCGACACAGAGACCAGCGACGCCCCCGAGCCACGUCGCAACACCCGCGCCAGCCGCCGCCUUACCCGAGAACUACGAAUGACGAUGUAA
This is a messenger RNA of Penicillium verhagenii, 1974 nucleotides long. RefSeq names its product SET domain-containing protein. Gene Ontology annotation, cellular component: nucleus. Lineage: Eukaryota; Fungi; Ascomycota; Eurotiomycetes; Eurotiales; Aspergillaceae. The record is from RefSeq and is a predicted model, not a curated record. The transcript is spliced from 2 exons. Gene Ontology annotation, molecular function: protein binding; histone H4K20 methyltransferase activity. The coding region runs from base 1 to 1974 and encodes 657 amino acids.